Molecule: messenger RNA, 621 nt
Organism: Entamoeba invadens IP1
Lineage: Eukaryota; Evosea; Mastigamoebida; Endamoebidae
Exons: 1
Coding region: 1-621 (206 amino acids)
Source: RefSeq, a predicted model, not a curated record
AUGCAAGAAGACGAGAUUGUUGGCACAUUUAAAUGGAAGAAAGAAGGAGAAUCACAAAAAGGCUCACGACCCGUUAAAGCUUCGCAUAAUCCGACUUACUCGUUUGAUCCCAAAAGAAGUAAUUUAACUGAAGUUGAGUGUUUUAGGUUGUUUUUUUGUGAAGAGAUAACAAAUAACCUUUUAUUGUUUUCAAAUAAAAAAAUAGCCAAAGAACAUAAGACUGAUGAUAACAAACUUUCUAAAACGAGCAUCCUGAGGUACCUAGGAAUUCUUCUCUACAUGGAAACUCACCAUGAUGUCAUUAAUCCCGUGGAAGAGCUUUGGUCAAUCGACCACGGAAAAUCUAUUUAUAGAAAUAGCAUGCCACGUGACAUGUUUAAAUUCAUUUCUUCACACAUCGAAACUUACGAUGUGGACCAGCCAGAUGAUGUUUGUGAUGAUACAUCAGAAACUUCAGAUGAUGGGGAUGUCGAAGAGAAAGAGGAAGCUGACAACGGACCAGUAGGAGAGUAUUUCAACUGCGCGGGAAUAUUCAGAUCGAGAUUUCAGAGAUAUCUCUUACAUCUUUAUUCGUCUCCUUAUUUAUUUUAUGUUGUCGAACUUUAUUCCGUCCAUUAUUAA